Capra hircus (goat) is the source of this 662-nucleotide messenger RNA. RefSeq names its product ribonuclease A family member 2 (gene RNASE2). Gene Ontology annotation, biological process: innate immune response in mucosa; chemotaxis. Bases 6 to 482 code for a protein of 158 amino acids. The record is from RefSeq and is a predicted model, not a curated record. NCBI's taxonomy places the organism in Eukaryota, Metazoa, Chordata, Mammalia, Artiodactyla, Bovidae. The transcript has a single exon. Gene Ontology annotation, molecular function: RNA nuclease activity; nucleic acid binding.
GAAACAUGGUUCCAAUACAGCAGGAUUCUCGGCUUUGUCUCAUUUUGCUGCUGGGGCUCUUGGGAAUGGUGAUCUCACUCCAUGCCCCACCUGGUAAUUUAACCUGGGCUCAGUGGUUUGAGAUUCAGCACAUAAAUAUGGCCCACCCUCAAUGCAAUGCCGCAAUGCGAGUGGUUAACCGUUACAGAAUGGUAUGUAAAGAUAAAAAUACUUUUCUCCACAAAACAUUUGCUUAUGUAGCUGGUAUUUGUAACACCCCAAAUGUAAACUGCUCUAAACAAGGCAAGAUGAACUGUCAUAAUAGCUCAGUCCAAGUGCCUAUAACCUACUGCAACCUCACAAGAAAUGCAUUGAACUACACCAACUGCAGUUACCAGCAGACAUCGGCACAGAAGAUCUUCAUCAUCGCCUGUGAGAACAGAUCAUCCCGGGACAGUCGCAGGUAUCCUGUGGUUCCAGUUCACUUGGAUAAGAUCAUCUAGAUUUGGGGUCAGCAAUUUGGCCCAUGCUCACCUGCCAAGCCCCAUGGUCAUAGCUGCAGUCCUGUCCCCCGAUCUUCCCAGGAUAUCAGCAUCAGUCCUCAUGCCACCAGCCCCCCUGUGCCCUUUCAGCUUCGCUCAGCUGAAGCUACACAUGUACCCACAAUAAACUUUACAACAUUA